AUGCAAUUCUCAGGUGCUCAGAGAACUCAGUACCCCUAUCCCGGAGAGUCGGAUCAACAAACAUCUCCUCAGCAUCGACCCUCGGUGUCUGGCAGUACCGACAUUUCCAUGUCUUCCCAGCAGUCUGGCCGCAGUUCAUCUGCCUCGUCUCGCUCUCAAUCCAGCAAGAAUCCCCCCGAUAAGCAAAUCUCUCAAAUCGAAAAGAGCGUGACGCACCUCUUGGUUGCGACAAAACAACUACUAGAGACUCUUACUCAAUGGUCUCGCAAACAAGCAACGGAGAACGACGUGUCGGAUGUAUACGUACGUCUGGGUUAUGAGUUUAAUCUGGCCUGUCGGGCCUUUAGUGCCAUCGGAGUCGAUACUUCAGAUCUGGGCCCAGUACCGGACCUGCUUCGCACCAUCCUUGAAGACACCCUCAGUCAAGAUGCGUCGGCUGCAAGCCUUGAUCGAUACCUCCCCCGAAUUCGCGAUAUAAUCAUAAACCUACUCCACGGGCUAAAGAAGAAGCAAGCUCGCCUACGAUCACGACAGCAACGUGAGGAUGGUAGGCCCACGCCUGCACGUAAUGCCAGUGCCGGAAGUAUCGCCAGCGGGCAAGCAAUCGGCCAACUAUAUGAUGAGGCCGCGGCUUCCACUAUGCCAUCGACCGGCCAAUCCCCACGAAGAUCCACCAACCGACGGUUUGGGAGCAAUGGAAGUCUAGAGGACCAAUCGACCGUUGCUCGAACCUCCUCGGCACCCCCGCACAGUGACCCUCGGACAUCGAAUCAUAGCGAAAGAGAAUCAUCACGCCGGGAAGCUCAACAAAUGCUGUCUCAGUCACCCUCGGACAAUGAAGCAACCCCGCGCGCCGGCACAUCCAGUAACACAGUGCCUUCUACAUAUACCACAGCCGCCGGCUUUCCAGCACCUCCACCUCCACCACCGCCGAAGGAGGAUGAUGCGCUGGGGGCUUUGCAGAGGAGCGGAGAACUGGAACGUCGUGCCUCUCGUCGAUUCUCUGCCUAUCAAAUCCAGAAACACCUAGGUACUUCUACUAAUGGUGUUCCUGUCUUACCCACCCAGAAUUCUCCUAUCCCCAAUCGUGGUCGCGAUGUCCGCGAAUCAUUGAAUGCAGUCCGUCUGCGGGGCUCAUAUACUCAUUCAAGACAAAAGUCCACCAAUCGUUUGCAGGAAGGCGCCAAGACCGCACAGGCUCCUCCACCUGCAAGUAUCCCAAAUGUCGUAGAAGAGGAACACACUCCACCGCCCCCGGAACGCCCUUCAGUACCGCAAGGCGUGGAAACUGCGCCUGACGCGGCUCGCAAAGCCGAGCCAGCUUCCCACAAAGACCUCCCCGAGGAAACUGCAAUUGUUCCGCCUCCCAUAAUCCCCCUGCCCCAAGAGAAGCCAGCACUCGAGGACGCCUUUGAACCCACGAAGGCGGCGCCACAUACUCCGAAGACCAGUUCCUUCGGUCCGAACACCCAAAUUGCAACACCUCCCUCGAUUUCCCAGUUUACUGCGGAGCAGCCCUCCCCGGGUAAAGAACUCACGCUGUUCCUUCAAUAUAAAAGCAAAAUCAAAAAAUAUGUGCUACCGGAUGGUAUCGCGGACCUUACCAUUGGGCGUCUUCAGUUGGCUUUCAUCGAAAAAUUCGCCUGGAACACUCACGACAAUGGUGUUGAUUUGCCUGAGAUCUACAUUCAAGACCCCAUCUCAGGUAUUCGGCAUGAAUUGGAGGAUCUUGCAGACGUCAAAGAUCGAUCAGUUCUGGUGCUGAACGUCGACAACCUCGAUGAGGUCAAGAAGCAUUUCGAUGAUGGUCUUGGGAGCGUGCGUCUGCUUGUAGAAAGCGUCAAAGAGGCGAUUUCUGGCCAAGGGAAUGCCAUCCAGCGGGUAUCUGAUCGUCAACUUGCAGCCGCCAAGGAGAUGGCUCGUUUGGCGGCAGCUCCCCCGCCACCAAGCCUGCGCCGUGACUUGGCUGUUUUGCGCCAGACGUACUCCAACUUCACAGCCGACAUCACCAGCUCAAUGAGCGCAGUCCGCACCAAGGCAAGCAAAGUCAAGACCGCCGCCGAUGAUGUCACUACGCCCUCUUACGAAGGCGACGCCGGCCGCGCUCGCGUCAAUACCGGCAAAAAAGAACUUGCAGGCGAGUCGGAGCGGUUAGUUGCUCGCGUCGACGAUCUUCAAGAUCUGGUUGAAGAUCUUCGCAAGGAUGUCGUCACCCGCGGUGUCCGUCCUCUGCCAAGACAACUCGAGGGCGUCAGCCGGGACAUCAGCACCGUCAUGAAAGAGAUCAGGAAAAUGCAGGACUUCCUCGGCCGCGAGAAGCCCAUCUGGACCAAGAUUUGGGAGAAGGAGUUGCAGUUGGUUUGCGAGGAACGCGACCAGCUUACAAUGCAAGAAGAUCUUGCCGCCGACUUGCAAGAUGACCUGGAGAAAGCAACACAGACUUUCGCUCUUGUGGAACAAGCUACCAAGGAGCAGGUCAUGACCAAUGCUGCCGGUGGCCCCGCUGCUGUCCGCGCUACCUCCCGGAGUCUUGGUAUCGACCCCACCAUUGAUCCCAUGAAGGCCAAGGACGGUGUGCUUGGCGAAGUCCGAGCAUUGCAACCUAAUCAUGAAAGUCGUCUCGAGGCUAUUGAGCGAUCUGAGAAGGCACGGAAGAAGGAGCUCGAGACCCGACGGAACAACAUGUUCCAGAAGGAACUUGGCGCUUUUGUUGAGGAGGGUAGGUUGAAGAAGAGUGGCGGCUUUGAAGAGACUGAGCGCCUUCGCACUGCCAAGGAUGAUCGCAUCCGUAAAGAAGUUUGGGAAAGGCAGCAGGCUCGAAAUGCCGAGAUGGAGAAGGCCGAGGCUGAAGCUGCGGCGGCGGCGGCGGCGGCAGCAGAGGCACCUGAUAAUGAAGAUGGCGGCGAUGAUAUUGACCAGAAGGAGGCCGAUGAGACGGAGCCGGCACCUGGCAAUGGGGACGGAGCAGAGCAGACAGAGGAUAAGGAGGAUGAACCCCAGUCUCCGUCAGCCAACACCGAGAAGCCUCUUCCCAAAGCUCCUGGGAAAGAUGAAGAAGACGCCGAAAAGCCUCCCUCCCCGCCAAUGAUCUAA
Penicillium soppii is the source of this 3093-nucleotide messenger RNA. Its product is annotated as formin-mediated actin nucleation enhancer. Lineage: Eukaryota; Fungi; Ascomycota; Eurotiomycetes; Eurotiales; Aspergillaceae. The coding region runs from base 1 to 3093 and encodes 1030 amino acids. The record is from RefSeq and is a predicted model, not a curated record. Gene Ontology annotation, molecular function: cytoskeletal regulatory protein binding. Gene Ontology annotation, cellular component: cell tip; cytoplasm. The transcript is spliced from 3 exons. Gene Ontology annotation, biological process: establishment of cell polarity.